AUGCUCGCUUCUAGGCUUCUCGCCCUAACGUGCGUGGGUCUCACACUUGCUGCGGGCCAGCCUCGCGUAUCUCUAACUGAUGAUUUACGGGUUUCCGCUUUCGCGGGUUCUGCGGACCUCUGGCGACUUAACAACGGCAGCGUCUCCGUCAGCACUGACGGUGGCGCAAACUGGGCUACGGUUGACUCACUUGGCCACGAUAUUGAAAGCUUCAAGAUUGACGAAAACUUCCCCGAAUCGCGCGCGUUCGCCAUUGACAGCAAGCGCGGUCGUAUCUUUCAAAGCGUGGACCAGGGCCGCGCCUGGACGGAAAUGCUCAGUGACGCUUCAUUCUGGGACAAUCCAGAAGAUGAAGCUAACCCGCUGGCGUCCCUGUGGUUUAGUAUGCAGACGAAUCCAUAUGCGCGUGAAGAUGUCGUUGUGACUCUGUCACAAUGUCUCGAGAACGAGUAUGUUAGAAGAUGCAAUGCCUCCAAGAAUGCAUUCAUCUCCACCGAUGGCGAGUACUUCCGCCGCGCGACGGAAAUCGCAGCACCCAAAGGGCAGUUGCUCGACAACCGGUGCCGGUUUUUCGGCGCGGAGGCCGGGCCAAGAGUUAUAUGCCAGCUGCGCCUUUCGCAACAACCCCAAGGGGAGGGCUACCAAGGCCUGAAUGUCAAGCUUUUCUACUCAGAUGAUCAUGGAGAGACCUUCGCUGCCCUCGAAGAAUUCGAGCACCGCUCAGUGAUGUCCUCGAUGACAUUUGGUGGUCUCGAUGCGGUCACCACCAUCGAGGCAAAGAAGAGUCACCAGCAGUCCGCGUACCAGCUAUGGUUAUCGCGGGACGGGAGCCAUUACGAAUAA
Messenger RNA from Lachancea thermotolerans CBS 6340, 843 nucleotides. Its product is annotated as KLTH0G12034p. The transcript has a single exon. Gene Ontology annotation, molecular function: protein binding. NCBI's taxonomy places the organism in Eukaryota, Fungi, Ascomycota, Saccharomycetes, Saccharomycetales, Saccharomycetaceae. The record is from RefSeq and is a predicted model, not a curated record. Bases 1 to 843 code for a protein of 280 amino acids.